Rhizophagus irregularis DAOM 181602=DAOM 197198 is the source of this 2841-nucleotide messenger RNA. NCBI's taxonomy places the organism in Eukaryota, Fungi, Glomeromycota, Glomeromycetes, Glomerales, Glomeraceae. The record is from RefSeq and is a predicted model, not a curated record.
AUGGUAAAAUCAUAUCUUCGUUAUGAGCCUUGUAAAACGUUCGGUGUUAUAACUAGUUCUUUAUCGAACGCUGUAUUUUCUGGGGACGAUAAACUUGCUAUCGCUCCGGCAUUAGAAGACGUUGCUAUAUGGGAUUUGAAAAAGGGUAUUCUAAUUGGAAAAUGGCAUGAUGUUGAUAAUAAGUCAGAAGUUAUAGUAAUAGCAAAAAGUCCAAAUAAAAUAGAUUAUGCCGUUGGAUACGCAGAUGGGUCAAUUCGAAUAUGGAAUAUUGAGACAUCAUCAUCUUCAAUCAUAUUUAACGGUCAUCGAGGAGCAGUUACUGCACUAACAUUUGAUAAGACUGGAACAAGAUUAGCAUCAGGAUCAAAAGAUACCGAUCUUAUUAUAUGGGACAUUGUUGGAGAAGUUGGUCUUUAUAGAAUGCGUGGUCAUAAGGAUCAAGUUACUUCAAUUCAGUUCAUUUCGAGGCCUUUGUUGGGAGGUCAUAAGUCUAAAGACAUGACAUCAUCAUCCGGGUAUCUUCUUUCGUCAUCUAAAGAUACCCUCUUAAAAUUAUGGGACUUAAGUACUCAACAUUGUAUGGAAACAGUUGUAGCUCAUCGUAGUGAAGUGUGGGAUUUUGAUAUAUCAAAGGAUGAAAAAAUGUUAGUGACUGGGGGUGAAGAUGCUGAAUUUAAAGUUUGGACUAUAGAUCAUGAAGUUCUAGCUAAAGGGCUAGAAAUCGAUGAUUCAAAUAAAGAAGAGAAUGAGGUACUCUGUAAUUUAGUUAAAUAUUUCCGAAAAACGAUUCAAUUUUUUGGAAGUGUUAAAAGAGAAGGGAAGGAUCGUGUUGUUACAAUAAAAUUUCAUCCAAAUUCCAGUUUAUUGGGAGUUCAGGGACCCGGGAAAUCCGUAGAAAUUUAUCGUAUUCGUACACAUGAAGAAAUUAAAAAGAAAUUGUCGCGACGAAAAAAACGUCAGAAGGAAAAGCAACAUAGAGACCAAGAUGAAAAUGAUUUCAUGGAAGUUAAUGUUGAAGAGCAACAAAUUCGUGCAGAAGAUUUAAUUACACCUUAUCAAAUUAUUCGAACUGAUGGAAAAGUACGGUCUUUUGAUUUUUCAAUGAUUGAAGAUAAGAAUGGUUCGAUACGAGUUCUCACAUCUUUGACGAAUAAUAUGCUAGAAGUAUAUACCGUAAAUCUUUCGGACAUAAUACCAUCAAAAUUAUAUUCAAUCGAUCUUUUAGGUCACCGCAGUGAUAUUAGAACCUUAUCGCUAAGUUCUGAUGAUAAUUUAUUGUGCUCAGCAUCAAAAGAUACGCUCAAGAUUUGGAAUGUGCAGACCACUUCUUGCAUUCAAACAAUGGAAUGCGGAUUUGCGUUAUGUAGCACGUUUUUGCAAGAAAAUAGAUAUGUCAUUGUCGGUACUAAAUCUGGCGAUCUCGAAUUAUUUGACUUGGCUUCAGCGUCCUUAAUAGAAUCAAUUAAAGCGCAUGAUAAGGCUGUAUGGUCUUUACAAGUUAGGCCAGACAAAAAAGGAUUAGUAACGGGAAGUGCUGAUACGAAUGUCAAAUUUUGGGAUUUUGACAUUGUGGAAGAGAAACCAUAUGGCGAAGACGGGCCUGUAUUCAGACGUCUUACAUUGGUUCAUACUCGUACACUGAAAAUGUCGGAUGACAUAUUAUUUGUCCGCUAUAGUCCAAAUCAAAAAUUGAUUGCUGUUGCAACGUUAGAUGCAACUGUAAAAGUAUUUUAUAGUGACACUUUGAAAUUUUUUCUGUCAUUAUAUGGCCAUAAAUUGCCCGUAUUGUCAAUGGAUAUUUCUUCAGAUAAUAAAUUAAUAGUUACGGGAUCCGCUGAUAAGAAUAUUAAGAUAUGGGGUCUCGAUUUUGGUGAUUGUCACAAAUCAAUAUUCGCCCAUCAAGAUAGUAUUAUGUUUGUGCAAUUUGUCGCGAAAACACAUCAUAUUUUUACGGCAAGCAAAGAUAAGUUGAUAAAAUAUUGGGAUGGUGACAAGUUUGAAAAUAUAAUGAAACUUGAAGGGCAUCAUGGAGAAGUAUGGGCUUUGGCAAUUGGCAAGCAUGGAGACUUGUUAAUUUCCGGAUCUCACGAUAGAUCCAUAAGGGUCUGGGAGCAAACAGAUGAACCGCUUUUUUUAGAAGAAGAACGCGAGAAAGAAUUAGAGGAAUUAUACGAGUCUACUUUAACCACCUCAAUGGAAAAAACAACUCUUGAAGAUAAUGCUGUAGAGGUUUCAUCAGCUGGUAAACAAACUAUGGAAACUCUAAAGGCUGGUGAAAGAAUAAUGGAAGCAUUGGAUAUUGCUGAUGAGAAUACAGCUUCUUGGGCAACAUAUAAUGAGGCAAUAUAUUUAGGAUUCUUGUUUAUUUAUCCCGGUCCACCACCAAAAUCUAAUCCUAUAUUGGUAGCUUUAGGAAAUCUCACUGGAGAUCAAUAUGUUUUGAGAGUUAUUGAGAAAGUGAAAUCAACAGAACUAGAAGAAGCUUUGUUGGUUUUACCAUUCACUAAGGUUAUAUCGCUAUUACGAUAUUUAGACUUGUGGGCUAAGAAAGAAAUAAAUAUUACAUUGACAUGUCGGAUAUUAUUUUAUCUUCUUAAAGUCCAUCAUGAUCAAAUUGUAGCGAAUCGACUAAUGAGACCUAGGCUAGAUUCUCUAAGAAUACAUAUAAGGACUGCGUUAAAACAUCAAAAGGAUUUGCUUGGAUAUAAUUUGGCAGCAUUAAAAUAUAUCAAACGAGAUUGGGAAGCUAAUAGUACUUCAGAAUUUUUCGACCCAUUAUUAGAUAAUGAAUUAGAAGAUGGCUCUUCCAAAAAGAGGAAAUUUAUUAAUGUUACUUCUUAA